Messenger RNA from Monomorium pharaonis (pharaoh ant), 4535 nucleotides. It is a transcript of the gene Scgdelta, whose product is annotated as zeta-sarcoglycan. Gene Ontology annotation, biological process: cardiac muscle tissue development; heart contraction. The transcript is spliced from 7 exons. The coding region runs from base 1311 to 2579 and encodes 422 amino acids. The record is from RefSeq and is a predicted model, not a curated record. Lineage: Eukaryota; Metazoa; Arthropoda; Insecta; Hymenoptera; Formicidae. Gene Ontology annotation, cellular component: sarcolemma; sarcoglycan complex.
UCCGCGAGAGAGGUUCGCCUCGAGCGCGAGACUUCCUGCCGCUUCAGUGUCGUGCGCGAUUCCGUACGCGGCGCUUGGCGAGGCGACAACUGUGCCAGGGCACGACUCGCCGACAGAUCGGUGACGGAUCGCCACGCGGCGUCGGGUACUUUUUCAAUCCCGGGAAUCACAAGAUUCUGGAAGCGCGAGCCUGGCCAUGAUCGAGUUCGGCGACCUUCGGUCUCGCGACAGGAAAGCGCGAUACAACGUCGAUCGAAAGGAAGACCGAAUUACAAACGGCCGCGAGAGACGUCGGGGCGAUUGAUCGCGCGUGGAAAACUCGACGUGCGAUUAGCAGACGUAGACAGAAGCACGUUGGACCGUCAGCUGGUAUCUCUCGAUGAUCGUUCGUACGGAAUAAUACUACGGCCCACGACUCGCGUGAAAAUGACGCGGGUGUAAUAGAAACCGUUUGGCAGCUGUUUGGGAGAGGAUUAAUCUUCAGGCCAGACUAAAGCCCGGGGUCCCACCGGUAGACAGGUGGCUUGUCAGUCAUCUCGCCGCGAAAUAGGAGCUCGUGCCGCGAUAGAGCCACGCGAUAGUAAAUCACAAGGUGGCGGCGGGAUUUCGCGCGGCUGUCAGGCGGAAGCGCCGCUCCAUUCCGCUCCGCUCCGCUCCGACUGACAACACCCUCUUCAGCACGUCACGCGGCCGACAGGCGAGUUUUACGAAAGGUAACCGAGACGACGACCUAGCGAGGACUCGCUAUCGCCGCCUUCGUUACCGCUGCUGUCGUCGUUAUCUUUAUUGUUGUCAUUACCGGAAACCAUCAGAGUCAAGUACUCUGCUGACUUGCCCGACACAAUUCUCGUCUGCCCGUAAAUAACACCACGCAUUUUGGCGAGUAACGGCUUGGGCGAAAUCCGGCCGUGCGGUCCCCGGGUCGCGUGUACGUGUGUGCCGCCACGGUGGAAUCCCGCUCGUAAUGACUCGUAAUUGCGCGGAGGAGGAGCCGACGUCGUGCUGGAACGAUUUAAGGGACACCUAGCAGCGCCACCCGCACCCUCCGUUUAUAAUGAUUAGGUGCACGCGACUACGGGGAUUACCUGGUUGAGGUGUAGGACCCCGAGGUGCUCCGAGACGCGAGGGUGGUCGGCUGAGACUGAAAUCUGACUACGAGGGUGGUUUGAUCGCGUCCCUGGUGAACUCCUCGUCCCUGGUACCUCUCGACCAAGCGAUCCAACGAGCCGAUCGUUAGCACGCUCGGACGUGAAUCGUCGACGUUUUCACGGCGUGCUCGAUCGUUGGAAAGAUUCAAUUGGAAGGGCGUAAUGGACACGUCACCAACGUUAAGCAUCGGCGGUUCGAGGGCCAGGGCGGCCCUUUUGACUACCAGCGGCACCGGAACCGGCAGCACCGACAGACGGGUCGUCUUUUUAGCAAGUCAACCCUCGGUCGGCAGCAGUCACGAGACCAAGACCUGGCCUCACCAUUGGUCGCCGCACACGACCGGAAACAGUUACAAAUCGCCAGAGGAAUCGCCGCACACGGAGCACAGCAGACUGAGGAUGACCAGGGGCCAAGGGGGAUGGUCCGACGAGCCCUGCACUUCCGGUAGUGCGAGUCGUCGCGGUGGAUCACGACAAACGGCGGGAUCAUCCUCGAGAUCUUCCGUUUUGGAGGAGCGCGCUUCCGGCACCACACCGUGUAAAAGUGGCUUCAGAUUAGGGGUCUACGGCUGGAGGAAAAAAUGUCUUUAUUCUCUCGUGUUGACUCUUAUUACCAUCGUCAUUCUCAACCUCGCCCUCACCGUCUGGCUUCUAAAAGUCAUGGGAUUUAGUUCCGAAGGUAUCGGCUCGCUAAAAGUGGUGCCUGGGGGAAUCGAGCUAAGAGGUCAAGCUGCCGUGUUAGACGCCCUCGUGGCCUCCAGCCUGAGAUCUCGGAGGGGCAAAAACUUAGUGCUGGAAUCAUGGAGUAAUUUUACGGCCUCGGCGAGAUCUCACGAUGGUCGGCUUCUCGCGCGAUUAACAGUUGGAGAGGAUCGCGUCGACUGUGUGUCUCGAGGUUUCCGAAUAACCGAUCCACGAGGAGGGGUGCUCUUUUCCGCGGACAGGGAACAGGUUAUCGUAGGGGCGGAAAUGUUGAGGGUGACCGGCGAUGGUGGUGCCGUUUUUCAAGGGAGCGUGCAGACUCCGCUGGUCAGAGGAGAAUCGGGACGCGGUCUCAAGCUCGAGUCAGCGACGAGAUCCUUGAAGAUAAGCGCUCCUCAGCGAGUGGUGAUCGAGUCCUGGGCAAGCGAGAUCUCAGCCUCCUGCCUGACCGAUUUGAAGCUGCAGAGCGUUCACGGUGCCAUCCGACUCGACGCCAAAUCCGUCUACGUAAAAGGCCUAAAGACGGCGGUCCCGUUGCAAGGCCACUCUUCCAGGGAGCAACAGCAGCAGCAGCAGCAGCAGCAACAGCAACAGCACUCCGGUAGAUCUUCAUCCGCUCAUCAGAGUCAAAAAGAGACGGCCAUCUAUCAGCUGUGUGCCUGCGCGACCGGCAAGCUGUUCCUCGCCAGGCCGGACGGCAGUUGUCAGGCCGACAAAUCGAUUUGCUAAUACGAUUACGCGACUCGACGGUGCGCUGCACAGGACGAUUCGUUAGGAAUUACGACGGCGAGCUAUGUGACUCGGUGAUCGUGGCGACGGAGAAAGAGCGGAAAGAGACGCACCCUGCGAUCGGCCAUCGGCGCGAACGGGGACGUGGCCUUCAUUGGGACACUAUCGCAAACGAUAUCAAACGAAGUGCAACGUGUAUCGGUAUACUCUGAGCAGCCGAGAACGAAUUGGAGGAAGGGACUCGGUGAAUACGAAUAGUCGAAGUCUAAUUAAUUAUUCCCAGCACGCGGUAUUUUUCAAUGAACGCGCGACGGCGUGUGUGUGCGCGAUACGCCUUCAAGUGCCGAGCGCCCUUCGAGAAUCUCUUCUGGUUGGUUUAUUUAGGGCCUAAAAUCUGUGUGUGCGACGAGCGACGUCGCGUCUCUCCAAAGUGCGUACAUGUCAAUUAAAUUGGAAUUGCAUCGAGCGCUUUUCUUCCAUCCUCGCCCUCUCCCCUUUUUUCUCACUGUUUCUCUCCUUCCUUUUUUUCCUUUCCGCCCCCCGCGUAUUUCACGGUAUUUCGACGCGUCAGUCGCGAUUUAAUUGAGUUGUCGUAUAAGGGCACAAUGUCGGGGGCGUUACCGCGGCUUCAAUCCCGCGCUUAAGGCACACGUCAAUCUUCUCUCUAGUCACGGCGCGUUCAUUCGCACGAGCCAAUUUUCCGUUCCGUGAAAUAUCCGGCGACCGAUCCAGCGGCGAGACGCGCAAAUGAAACGACGCGCGAGCGUUUUCCUCGCAGCGGGGAGGAACGCGCCCGUCGCGCGCGCACAAAGGGAAUUCUCACGAGGUCUUGACCGGAAAAAUUCUCUCUCUCUCUCUCUCUCCCUCUCUUCUUCUCGAAUUCGCGAGUAUUCGGGGAAUUCUCUCUGUAAAGAAUAUUCUUUCCGAGGCAAUGCUCACCGAAAGGUGGUUCCCUCUCGCUUUAGCUGUUCCUCGCGUCAGUGUCGGUGGCACGCAAUGCGACACGCAAUGCGCGCGAAAAAGAGAACGAGAGAGCGCGAGAUUCUUGCCGAAAGUCUCCACUCUUGCAUUGUGGAAGACGCCUCGCUCGCUCGCUCGACGCCUUGGACUCGGCUCGAAUUUAUAUAUUUUUUUUCUCCGGAGUAGGGCGAACAUUUGUCGGGGAUCCUCGGGGUGUCCACGUUCGUCCGCUGAACGCAAUCCUUAAUCUCGCUAAAUUUAGCAUAAUUGAAAAAAAAGAGAUAUCAACUAAGAUGGCUGCGUGCUGGGUGCCAGAUUAAUCGCACGAGAUGUUAAACGUGAUGCUGAAGACGAGAGACAAUGAAAACAGGAAUUCGGAACGCUUGGUAUCGUCGAGACGAAAGCGCGCUCGUCGCCGUUAGACGGUGCCCGAUAAAAUCGAAUCGACGAACCCCUUCCUCCUCCCUCGAGAUCAUCCCUCUUUCGUUCCCAUCCCUUCGUAGCACUUCCUUCAUCUCUCCUUGCGCGUUCGAUAUACUUUAUAUCUUGUGUAUUGGGUGUACGCCUCGCGCGGCGAAACCACUUGUAGGCAAAUCGUUCGUAGCUCCCCGCGCUCUCGCUCGGUGCUGAUGGCACGGGGCACCCUUUCAGGGAGAUAUCACCCCUCGCUUUUUUCUAAACGCGGUGUCUGUUUAACCCGUGCUCCGAUACAAAGUAGAAGCGUUGUUGUAAGUAGGGCGACGACUGCGCGUGCCGCCGGAAAAGGGGGGAGAAAGUUUAGUAAGAAAGAGAAUGUAUAUGUCGCAAAAGUAUGUACGUGAGAGUAUGCGUGCGAAUGUGCGUGUAUACGUGAGAGGAACGUGAGAGAGAGAGACUGUAAACGGUAGUUUGACGCAACCGGAUCGGAUCGCGAUCCAGCUUGUACGCUGUACAUCGGCCAUGUCCAUUUAUUUAUGUAUGUGGCAAUAAAGUCGUUAUUGUUACUAUUAUUAUUAA